Medicago truncatula (barrel medic) is the source of this 2032-nucleotide messenger RNA. Its product is annotated as DNA polymerase I, thermostable. The record is from RefSeq and is a predicted model, not a curated record. Bases 147 to 1466 code for a protein of 439 amino acids. Gene Ontology annotation, biological process: DNA replication, Okazaki fragment processing. Gene Ontology annotation, molecular function: DNA binding; 5'-3' exonuclease activity; 5'-flap endonuclease activity. NCBI's taxonomy places the organism in Eukaryota, Viridiplantae, Streptophyta, Magnoliopsida, Fabales, Fabaceae. The transcript has 15 exons.
CCGAAUCCAAUCUAUACAAUGCUCCCUCCCCCCCGGUUCCGACACUGAAACUGCAAAAUUCAUUCUCUUCCAUUUCAAACGCGCGUUCUCUUCUCCCAUGCCAUAGCGUUUAACUUCAAUGCCAUUAUUCUCUCCACUCUAUUCAAAUGGCAUGCUACUAUAAGCACCACUCCUUCUUUCUUCACUCCCAUUUCUUGUUUAGAACAAUUCCAUUUCCUCUCCGUCGCAUUCACACCACCGCCACCGCCACCGCCGGAAGCUACUCUCGCAGUUUUCAAUCACCAAACCUUCUUCGUUCUUCACGCGCACCACUCUCCAAGGGUUUUUGUUGUGUAUCUUUGGAUUCACAUAAAGAUGGAGUUGUUUCUGCAACUUCUCCAAGCACCGGAACGGUGCCUCCAGAAAUUAGUUACGGAGCUGCUCAACCUGUGCACAUUGGUUCUGUUACCAAUGCGGAUGCUGCGGCGAAUGGCAGAGUUAUGCUUAUUGAUGGAACGUCCGUGAUUCAUAGAGCAUACUACAAGCUUUUAGCAAAAUUGCACCAUGGUCAUCUAGCACAUGCCGAUGGAAAUGGAGAUUGGGUUUUGACAAUUUUUUCAGCACUAUCAUUUAUUAUUGAUGUUCUGGAAUUCAUUCCUUCCCAUGUGGUGGUAGUGUUUGACCAUGAUGGAAUUCCAUUUCGUCAGACUCUUAAUUCAUCAAAACAAAGUUUUACUGCUAAAGGCCAGAACUUUAGGCACAAUCUAUACCCUGCCUACAAGAGCAAUCGUCCUCCUACUCCUGAUACCAUUGUUCAGGGACUUCAAUACCUCAAAGCAUCCAUCAAGGCCAUGGCCAUAAAAGUCAUUGAGGUUCCAGGUGUAGAAGCAGAUGAUGUGAUUGGAACAUUAGCCUUAAGGAGUGUUGAUGCUGGGUACAAGGUACGAGUUGUCUCCCCAGACAAAGACUUUUUUCAGAUUCUAUCUCCGUCGUUACGUCUCCUAAGACUUGCUCCACGUGGUGAUCAGAUGGUUUCGUUUGGAGCUGAGGACUUUGCAGAGCGAUUUGGAGGUCUGAAACCAUCCCAGUUUGUGGAUAUGAUUGCACUUUCUGGUGACAGAUCCGAUAAUAUUCCAGGAGUUAAUGGAAUUGGAGAUGUUUAUGCUGUGCAAUUGAUCAGUAAAUUUGGCACAUUGGAGAGGUUGUUGGAAUCUGUUGACCAAAUCAAAGAGGAUCGUAUUAGAAAGGCUUUAACUGAAAAUGCUGAGCAGGCUAUAUUAAGCAAGGAACUGGCGUUGUUACGCUGUGAUCUCCCAUCCUACAUGGUACCAUUCACUGUAAAAGAUCUCUUGUUUACUAAACCCGAGGACAAUGGCAGCAAAUUCAACAGCCUUUUAACAGCUAUCAGUGCUUACGCAGAAGGGUUUUCAGCUGAUCCUAUCAUCAGGAGAGUGCAUCACUUGUGGGAAAAGUUGGAUUCAAGGUGAAGUCCAUUGAGAUAUCCGGUUUUCUUUGUAUAGAGCAGAGAUGCUUCAAAUGGAGCAUGUCAAUACUGGAACCACAAUACAGCAUGAGGGGAUUUAAGUGUAUAUAGCACGUCGAGCAUGUGUUUUUAUUGGGCAGAUAUCAAUGCAUUCCAGUGAGUGUUCUGCGAUGAAAACAUUUUUUUUGGUUAUGGAUGCCAAAUUCAUGGUUCUUUGUAGAAUUUAUUUAGGUGGAAGCUUUAGACCGCAUGAUGCAAAUGGUAAUAGGAAAAUGACAAGUUGGAAGUGACAAUAGCUCUACUGGGAUCAGACAAGUGAGUCCUAACUUCUACCCAAUGCCCAUCUUCUGGGACCAUUCAGAACGUAUACAUAACUUCAAGAGGAUGGUGUUUUGUACGUAUUUGUAAUGUAAUAUGUGCUAAAUUGAUCUUACAGUGCAUUGAUGUUUUUGCUCCCUGUUUCUAUUAGCGUUAAGUGGCCUCACUCGUUCAUUAACAAACAAAUAUUGAUGUUUUUCAAAUUAAAAAAACAAAUUGUCCAUAGAUUUCGAAAUACAAUUGGAUUAAGGA